AGGUGUACGGUGAACAGUGGCAUUAAAUGUUUUCUUUAACAUAAAGUUUUCUUGGGAAACUCCUAAAAAAUAUAAACAUUUUUUUAACUUCAUUAAUAUUAGAAUAUUUAUUUUGUAGAUAAGUAGUGUGUAAUACUUAAUAUAAUUUACCGCUAUGGCUGAAUAUUUAGCCUCGAUUUUCGGUACCGAAAAAGACAAAGUAAAUUGUUCAUUUUAUUUUAAAAUAGGAGCUUGCAGACAUGGUGACAGGUGCUCUCGAAUCCAUAACAAACCCACAUUUUCUCAAACAUGCCUUCUACAAAAUCUAUAUGUAAAUCCUCAAAACUCUGCUAAAUCCGCAGACGGAAGUCAUUUGGUUGCUAAUGUAUCUGACGAGGAAAUGCAAGAGCAUUAUGACAACUUUUUUGAAGAUGUCUUUGUAGAGUGUGAAGAUAAAUAUGGUGAAAUUGAAGAAAUGAAUGUUUGCGAUAACUUAGGAGAUCACCUAGUAGGAAAUGUGUAUAUCAAGUUUCGCAGGGAAGAAGAUGCUGAAAAAGCUGUAAAUGAUUUGAACAAUCGUUGGUUUGGUGGAAGACCUGUAUAUGCUGAGUUGAGCCCUGUAACUGAUUUUAGAGAAGCCUGUUGUCGUCAGUAUGAGAUGGGGGAAUGCACAAGAUCCGGUUUCUGCAAUUUCAUGCACUUGAAACCAAUCUCUCGAGAGUUGAGAAGAUAUUUGUAUUCUAGAAGGAAGGGUGGUAGAAGUGGUGGAGGAAUAGGAGGAGGUAGAUCAAGGUCUCGCUCUCCAAGACGUGCGCGUUCACGUUCCAGGGAAAGAAGAAGUUCCAGAUCUCCAAAACAUCGCUCUGGUCGCAGCGGCCGAUACUGAUUUUUAAUCCAUUAUAUAAGUAUAUGUAUCUUAUAACGUAUUUUUUUUAAUUUCCAUUUCAUAAUAAACUGAAGUAGAUUGGAAUUUAGUAUUAAGUAAAAAUGAAAUCAUUCUUGGCUUUUUAGGUUAAAUGUAUUUUUGAGUGUGACUGAAUAUACAUUUCUUUAAUAAAUCGUCUUAAUAGUUUCGA
Molecule: messenger RNA, 1055 nt
Organism: Diabrotica balteata
Lineage: Eukaryota; Metazoa; Arthropoda; Insecta; Coleoptera; Chrysomelidae
Source: the annotation of a GenBank genome assembly